GUCGAUGAAGGUUGAGCGCUGGUGAAAAUGGCGGACAUGGAUGAACUGUUCGGCAGUGAUGGAGACAGCGACAAUGAGCAACGAGAGUCUGUUUCUGGUUCUGGCUCUGAUUCGGAGCACGAGAGACCAAGAUCUGCCAGCAACGCUUCGGGCAGCGAGAGUGACCGAGAUCAUGAUGAGGAUGAGGACGGGGGAAAACCGAGCAAUAAAGAACUGUUCGGAGAUGACAGCGAAGAUGAGCACGGCAGCCACCACAGCGGGAGCCACCACAGCGGGAGCCACCACAGCGGGAGCCACCACAGCGGGAGCCACCACAGCGGGAGCCACCACAGCGGGAGCCACCACAGCGGGAGCCAAUCAGAGCGAUCAGGCAACCGAUCAGAUGUGACCAUGCACUCUGACAACGAGCACAGUGGGUCUGAGGGUCAUCGUGAGGAUGAAGAGGAUGAUGACAUCAGGGGUCACAGGUCAGACGUGGGGAGCCCGGCUUCAGGGGCAGGAAGUCACCGGUCUGAGAGAGGAAGUGGAAGUCCAGGGACAGAUGCAGGAAGUCCACGCUCCGAAGCAGGAAGUGGUCAUUCAGAUCCAGGCACACCUCAUUCAGAAGGAGAGAUGUCUGGGAAAGACGGUCAUUCUGGAGAUGAGCAGUGGGGUAGGGGUGGACAAAGCGACCAAUCAGAGGAUGAAGAGAAACUGCAGAACUCUGAUGACGAGAGGGAGCAUUCUGAUGAUGGAGGGAGACGCAUACCAGAAUCUGUGAAAGGCAGUGAUAGCGAGGAGGAAUUCACACGGAAGAAAAAGAAGAAAAUGGCUUCAGACUCAGACUCCGAUUCUGAUGCAGAAACACAGAGAGAUAAGAAACCAGGAGCAAAUGAUCUGUUUGGGGAAGCAGAUGAUAUUUCAUCAGACAGCGAUGCAGAGAAGCCCCCCACACCCGGGCAACCAAUGGAUGGAGAGGAUGGUCUGGAGGGAGAUCAGCCCGAGGAGGAGCCUGUUCCAGAGACCAGAAUCGAGGUGGAGAUUCCUAAAGUCAGCACAGAUCUGGGUAGUGAACUCUACUUCGUCAAACUACCCAACUUUCUCAGUGUUGAGCCCAGGCCGUUUGACCCUCAAUACUACGAGGAUGAGUUUGAAGAUGAGGAGAUGUUGGAUGAGGAAGGGCGGACACGUCUCAAGCUGAAGGUGGAGAACACCAUCAGGUGGCGGGCUCGCCGUGAUGAGGAGGGCAAUGAAGUUAAAGAGAGCAACGCACGGAUUGUUAAAUGGUCCGAUGGCAGCAUGUCUCUGCACCUGGGGAAUGAGGUGUUUGACGUGUAUAAAGCUCCACUGCAGGGUGAUCACAACCACCUGUUCAUCCGUCAGGGUACAGGACUGCAGGGACAAGCUGUGUUUAAGACCAAACUCACCUUCAGACCCCACUCCACAGACAGCGCCACACACAGGAAGAUGACCCUCUCUCUCGCUGACCGCUGCUCUAAAACACAGAAGAUCAGAAUUCUUCCCAUGGCCGGACGGGACCCUGAGUCCCAGAGAAAUGAGAUGAUAAAGAAAGAAGAGGAGAGGUUGAGAGCAUCUAUCCGCCGUGAGUCGCAGCAGAGGCGCAUGAGAGAGAAACAGCAUCAGCGUGGUCUGAAUGCUGGAUACCUGGAGCCAGACCGCUAUGAUGACGAUGAGGAGGGUGAAGAAUCCAUCAGCCUUGCUGCCAUCAAGAGCAAAUACAAGGGUGGAGGAGGAUUGAGGGAGGAGCGAGCCAGGAUCUACUCAUCAGACAGCGAUGAAGGCUCAGAUGAAGACAAGGCCCAGCGGCUGAUGAAGGCCAAGAGACUGGACAGUGAUGAGGAAGGAGAGAACUCUGGGAAGAGAAAGGCCGAAGAAGAUGAGGAAACUGCUGCUAAGAAACCCAAAAAAUAUGUUAUCAGUGAUGAAGAAGAAGAGGAGGAGGAGGAGGAGGAGGAGGCAGAUGAGUGAUUGUUGUUUGUGUAUUUUUUUUAUUAUAAUUGUUCUGUGAUUGGUUAAUAACAUUAAAGUAGGCAGUUCUAGAAAAUAAUCAGCAGUUUGUGUAUUUUAUAAGAAGUCAAGAUGCUCAUUACAUGUCAAUAAAGAACAAUA
Molecule: messenger RNA, 2109 nt
Organism: Xyrauchen texanus (razorback sucker)
Lineage: Eukaryota; Metazoa; Chordata; Actinopteri; Cypriniformes; Catostomidae
Gene: leo1
Product: LEO1 homolog, Paf1/RNA polymerase II complex component
Exons: 11
Coding region: 28-1968 (646 amino acids)
Biological process (GO): positive regulation of transcription elongation by RNA polymerase II; transcription elongation by RNA polymerase II
Cellular component (GO): nucleus; Cdc73/Paf1 complex
Molecular function (GO): RNA polymerase II C-terminal domain phosphoserine binding
Source: RefSeq, a predicted model, not a curated record